Boleophthalmus pectinirostris (great blue-spotted mudskipper) is the source of this 2995-nucleotide messenger RNA. RefSeq names its product zinc metalloproteinase-disintegrin-like batroxstatin-1. Lineage: Eukaryota; Metazoa; Chordata; Actinopteri; Gobiiformes; Gobiidae. The record is from RefSeq and is a predicted model, not a curated record. The annotation marks the transcript as partial. The transcript is spliced from 17 exons. Gene Ontology annotation, cellular component: plasma membrane. Gene Ontology annotation, biological process: proteolysis. Gene Ontology annotation, molecular function: metalloendopeptidase activity.
UUGUACAGUUGUAGGGAGUAUUAUCUGUCUCUGUAUAGUCUGGUGCAGUGGGUGAGCAGGAGUUUGUCCAGUGUCCUCGUGUCCCUCAGAGUAAAUCAGUGGCGGUCGCCCCGUCCUUCUUGUCCUUCUUUCAGAGGAUACUUCCGGACGUCAGAGCAGAGGUUCCUGAUUGAACCUUUAACCUCUGACCCUGAGGGGGAUCACGCCGUGAGCCCCUUCAAUGAAGAAGAACGCUCCACUCCGGCCGUGUGCGGAGUCACCAACACCACGUGGGACGAUGACUAUGAACCACCAACCAGCCGGAGCCGCUCCAGAUCAGGCGGGAUCACCAUUGUUCAGCAGCAGAAAUACCUGGAACUGUAUCUGGUGGCUGAUAACAGACUGUACCUGAAAAUGAAGCAAGACGUGGCGGAACUGAGAAGAGAGAUAUUUGAAGUGGUCAACUUUGUUAACAUGGCAUACAAACCUCUGCGGACCUUCGUGGCUCUGGUGGGGCUGGAGGUCUGGUCCAGAGAAGACCAGAUUACAGUCACUCCUCCAGCCGGAGCAAACUUGGACGCCUUCAUGAAGUGGAGGAACACAGAGCUGGUCAAAAAAAAGAAGCAUGACAACGCCCAUCUGCUCAGUGGAAUAGACUUUGAAGGAUCCACCGUUGGACUGGCCUUCAUCGGAACACUUUGCUCGGGACACUCAGUCGGAGUGGUGCAGGACCACAGUGACCGGGCGAUAGCAGUGGGGGCGACUCUGGCUCAUGAGAUGGGGCACAAUCUGGGCAUGAACCACGACGACUCCAGCGCCUGUGUGUGCCAAGGAGACAGCUGCAUCAUGGCGCCCUCUCUAAGUUGGAACGUUCCUCGGAGCUUCAGCAGCUGCAGUGGAACCAACUAUGAGAAGUACCUCCUGAACCGCAGUCCCGGCUGCCUCCUCGACAGACCUGAAUACAGAGCCCUGGUGAUCCCCGGUGUCUGUGGGAACGGCUUUGUGGAGGCUGGAGAGCAGUGUGACUGUGGCACUGUGGAGGAGUGCACCAACCGCUGCUGUAACGCCUCCACCUGUGCCUUCAGUGAGGGCUCACAGUGUGCAGAGGGAGAGUGCUGUCAGGACUGUAGGAUCGCGGGGCGCUCUCGUGAGUGUCGUCCUCAGCAGGAUGAGUGUGACCUGGCUGAAUACUGUGAUGGAGAGAGCGCGCUCUGUCCAGAGGACGUGUUCAGUGUGAACGGUCUGCCCUGUGACAGCGAAAAGGGAUUCUGCUACAACGGACAGUGUCCCCAGAGACAGACCCAGUGUGUGAAGAUGUACGGACCAGGUGCCAUCGAGGCUCGCUCUGGCUGCUUCGACCAGAACACCAGAGGAACUUACUACGCCUUCUGCAAACGCCCUGCAAGAGACCAGUUUAUCCCCUGCCAGAAACAAGAUAUCUUCUGUGGAAAGCUCUUUUGUCAAUAUGGAAACGACAAUCCCAACUAUGGGCGGAUGGUGCGAGUCAGCGACUGUAAAGCCACGUUCUAUGACGACUACACCAGUGACUUUGGACAGGUGGACACUGGGACCGUGUGUGGAGACGGGAAGGUGUGCAGUGAGAAUGAGUGUGUGGACUUGGAAAUAGCGUACAGGAACACCAACUGCUCUGCCAAAUGUCCAGGACACGCGGUGUGUAACCACAGAAGUGAGUGUCAGUGUGAACCUGGCUGGAUGCCUCCCAACUGUGACACAAGGGACGGAGAAUUCUCAACCAUUUCCACUGGGGUGAUAGUGGGCAUCUUUUUGGCCCUCCUGGUGAUUCUCGGGAUCAUCGCAGUAAUCAUGUUCUUCAUUUGGAAAAAACGCCAGGGCCCAGUGUUACCGACCUCUCAAAUCCAGAGGAAGCCAUACCUCACUCAGAAACCAGUGCAGCCCUCACCCCCUGUGCCUACUAAACCGAAGCCCAGAUCAGCGCCUCCUCCGCCGCCGCCUGCCGUCAUCAGGCCCAAACCGCAGCAGAACUUCGCAGCCGCCAGACAGGCUUUGAGACCAGUUCCUCCACCUAAAGUCUGACAGCACCCCCUGAUGGCCACCAUAGAGACACCUGCACAUUUCAAGCUGCUGUUGUAGAUGGAUUUUUCAGAAUAAGACUGGAGAAUACAGCAGAAUGGACUGUUACUUUUAAAAAGACUCUUAUUUUGAAAGGCACUUUUUAUACUUGGACCAAAAAUGGACUGUUUCUUUUUUGUUAUGAGCCUUUGUUAUGAAAUAUUGCACAUGUCUAACACUGUAAUGUUUAAAACGACUGAAAUUAUUGAUAUUAAUAUUUGUGUCUGUGGGACAAAAAUGUAAAAAAAAAAUGAAUUUCUAUUAUUUUUUGUCAAUAUUUGUGAAGCCAGUGUUCAUCUUGUACCAGGAUUUUACAUCGAGCUCAGAGGAAAACAUAACUCCACACAUUCACAUUUCACUGAAAAUCUUAUUGCUCUCCUAGAAUCCUAGAAUGUUCCUGAACUUUUUUAUCACCAUGGAGACAAGCUGAUGACGCCACCAGGCCAAGUCACAGUCCAGAUCUGUGGAGAGGCGAGCAUGCAUUUUAAGAUACACUACUGGUCAAAAGUUUUAGAACACCACACUUUUUCCAUUUUUUUUACUGUUGACCAAAACAUUUUCUAAACUUUUGAUUGAUGUGUGUCCAUCUUUGGCAGAUAGAACAGCUGAACACACUCGUGGCUCGUUCUUUUUACAACAAAAAUCAAAUAUUGUUCAGAAGGUUCUUCUUAAGUCUGUUGCAGAAGUUUCCAUAAAUGUGGCACUUGUAGGUUGCUUCACUCUUCUGUCCAGUUCAUCCCAAAUCAGCUCCAUGGGGUUUAAGUCUGGACACUGUGCGUUUUGGCAGAGCUUGGUCUUGUGUUUUGUUCUUUUAUCUUUUUUUUAACCUCUGUCUGUUCAGUUUUUACCUUUGUAUAAUUUCAAGUUCUUCAUUGGACUUGCACGACUUGAACUGCAAUAAAUAACUGGAAAAAUGAUUAAUAAA